AUGGUGCCCAUGAUGGUUGACGUGCUGCUCAAAGAAACGCAGACCGAUGAAACGCCGGAGGAGUUAGAACGGAUUGUUGUUGAAUUUGUGGAUAACCUGACCGGCAAGCAGACCAUUUAUCAGAUGAUCCAACUGUGCGAAGAAAUUAAGAAGCGGGGUGGGGUUCCGAAACAACCGUUGGAAUACAAAGAUCUGUAUAACAGCCUGCUCCUGCCAACCGUGGAUGAACGUAUCGCUAAGUUGGAAAGGGGAGAGAUUGAAGCUGCGAAUCUGCGUGUGCCGAUGUCGCUUGAGUUCCUACAGUCCUUGCAGAACGUGGCAGAGUUGCUGGGUGCUGCCUCCUACUUUGACGGGGGGAUCUUCGGGGCAUUGCGGGAAUAUCAAAACUUCUCGAAGGAGAUGGUAAUUCAGCAGAUUCUCGAUGACUUCAACCUGACCGGAAGCCAGCUUCUAGUGGUUGGUGACGGUUCGGUGGAGAUCGAAAAUGCGAAGGCGGUCGGCGCAAUCGCCGUGGGCGUGACAUCCGUGGAGAACAACCGCUACCAGAUGAACGCGGACAAACGGGGCAGGCUGCUCCAGGCCGGUGCGGAUAUUCUGAUUCCCGACUUUCAGGACGGGGAUCGGCUAUUGACCUAUCUUUUUGACAGCUAA
Messenger RNA from Geodia barretti, 651 nucleotides. Lineage: Eukaryota; Metazoa; Porifera; Demospongiae; Tetractinellida; Geodiidae. The record is from the annotation of a GenBank genome assembly.